UUAUUUCCCAUUCAAGAACUCUUUCAUGUAUUACAUUGUAAACAUGGAAAAUGUCUACCCAAAUAUUUUUGUUGUGUAAAAAUAUACAUUACUCAUUGAAACGCGCAACAAAUGUUUGUAGUUGAAGUGUAUCCGAAAUUAUAUGACGAUAUUUGACCAUUUGUAUUUAGGAUCGAGAGAAUGACACCCGCAUGAAUAUAUUUUGGCGUCUUUACCAUAAAGUUUAUGGUGUCGUCAUCUGGUCGAUCAGAAGAGUGAAUUUGUAAACACAACAGAUCAAGGUGAACAAGUGCAUCAGAUUGAUCCAAGAUGUUGUUCGUCUUCCAUGUUGACACGGGAACCAUGAUGACCUUUGACAUGGGUCUCCUAGCAGGAAGUGUGGCAAAUUUACAGAGAGUGAUUAGCCAAGCAUGUCGUAUAUCAGAGGAGAAGCAGGUACUACUGAUCAGUGGGGGAGAGAGUCUGGACCCGAGCAUGCAGGUCCACAAGUACCAUUCAGGGACUGACACAAAUCCAAUUUACCUGUUCAGCAAAAUGGCAAUAGAGGCAGCUAACCCUCCAUAUCCUAGUGUGCACUAUGGUAUAGACGUGGAUAUUCCUAGUCAAGUUGAAGGUUCACUCCUUCUGCCCCCAACGUUUGGAACUGUUGUGGCCAGGUCUCAACUGGCUAUACAAAUUCAUGAAGUUGAUAGAGAGGAAGAGGAGGCUUGUGAGAAGCUGGUCCAUGACCAACAUCUACAACAGCAGGGCUGGGCUGCUGUUGUGGCAAACAUGGAGGACAUUACUAGUGCCCUGAAAAACAGAUCGGAUGUAUUCUCAGAAGCCUACACCAGUUACAUGUUGUAUCGUGAGGAUUACAUAACAACUCUCUCCAGUGUGGCAUCUUCGGUAGAUCUCCUUUCAAAAAUACCAGUUUUACCCUGUCUUCUGUAUCCUGUGGAGGAAGUUUCCUUGUCAAAUAAAAACUUGUUUGAUUGGAUAACUACACAGGAUCCCAAGCACAGCUUACACGACAUGGUACACCAGUGUUUGAAAGCCACAGAACAGUUAAAUCAGCUGAUACUGGAUAACCUUAUGUUGGAAGUUGAAGACACCUUCAAACAGGUGGACAACCCCUGCAUGAAGGAGGUCAAGGGCAUUGAGGAUAGGUUGUAUGGCUUGGACCAGAUAUUGAAUGGAGCCAGGAAAAUUGUACAAGAACAAAGUGAUCUGGCACAGGCAUUAUACCAGAAUCAGACACGGGUCAGCAAGCUAAGGGACACCUCCAUCCUCCCUGAUCUGUGUAACAGUCACAAAAAACAGUUAGUGGUGAUGGUCAACAACCACAAAAAGCUUCAGGAAACCAAGAAAAAGUGUAAAAUGGCCAAAGAAGAGCUGUCAGUGAAUCUUCACACCAGACUGAGAUGGGUGAUGCUGGUGGAAAAGCGGAUCUGUGAUGUGGAUGGGAAGCUGAUGAUUUACCACGAUAAUUUGAAACGACUUAGAAAGAGGUUAGACAUUCUGAAGCAAAUCCACAAUGCCCCACAGAUGUAUGCCAAACUAGUGGUAGAGGUGGUCCGAAGAAGGAAGUUCUCUACUCAGUUCUUAAAGUGGGCAUCACAUUUAGCUGUGGAAUCGCAACAUGUACAUGAAGAUGAAGUAAAGAGAAGGGAAGCAUUCCAAAGAGAAGUUGGCAACCAUUUUCUUCAGUCACUUUUCAAUGGACUGGAAGAUUCUCCUUCAUCUUUUGCUACUGAGAAACCAAAAGUAUUUGAUCAACACCUGCCCCCAAUUACACCAGAUGAUGUGACCAUGCUCAGAAAUGAGGUUCCAGAACUUGCCAAUGAUCUACAGGUUCCUUUGGAUGUGUCAUUUUUGAUGAAGGAUGUGUUUUUUGAAAGGUCACUGUUUAAGUUUGAUGAGGCAUCUGGUCAGAAAAUGGCUACCUCAGACAUUGAGAUAAUCGACAACUGUGAUGAAGAAACCUUUUUGACAACAGAUCAAAGUCUUUCAUUAGAGCAUCAAGUUGCUAGCAGUGAGAUGGAUCCAAAUCUGUUGUUACAGAUUCAGAAAGAAAGUUGUGCAGACAAACCUGAACUUUUAAUGCCAAGAAGUCUUUCAGAAGAAUUGACAAAACAAAUGAGAAUUUGCAGUAAAGACAAAAUACCAAGUGUUGCAAGUGUAGAUAAUUUUACCAAAACUUAUCCAAGGGAUAGUGCAAUAAAAUUUGAAACUGAUGAUAGUGCCAAAAAGUCUAUGUGUCAUGUGGAAGCAACCAGUGAGUCCUUCGGAACUUCAACCUCCUCAGGAGAACAUUUAAAAUCUACAGAGAGUGAAUUGUCUGAACAAGAGAAAACGUCCGAAAGUGCUCCUUCUGGGAAGAAGCGAGUGAGGAGACAGACAGACCAAGAGAUGGAGACAUCACAGGAAUUCACUACAGCAGAUUUCUACAUUGAGGAUUCUAUGCCCUCCUCAAUAGCAGACUCUCCACCGAGUAAAGGAGACAAACAAAAAGCAAGACCAUUACUCCCAGAGGAGGAAGUGAAAAUUUUGGAGGUCAGACUUCAAGCUUUGACUUGUGAGCUAGAGGAGUCUAGAGGUAAACUUGAAAAACUUGUGAAUUUAUCACAAGAGACAUUGAGGCUGAAAUCUGACUUGUUGGAUUUGCAUACAUGUGUUAAAGAAAAUAAAAAUGUUGUGUCAUCUGAGAUGACAAAUACACAAACCACCUUGCUGAAGGCUAUUACAGAAAGUCUUCUUUCAAUUCAACAGAAUUUUGACAAAGCUAAGAGAGAGCUAGAGGAGGAGAAAGAAAAAUGUUUGGAAAAAGAGGAAAUAAUUGCUCAGUUUCAUGAAAAGGAAACACUGUUUCAGAAGAAGCUCUCUGAAAAUGAGUCUGAAGUUUCAAACCUACAUAAUACUAUUGAAGGAUUAAAACAAAAUUUGAUAGACUUGGAAAAUGAAAAAGUAAAAGAAAAGGAAACUAUCGAAAAAGAAAAGGAGAAAUUGAUAGAAAAGCAUAAAAAUGAGAUUGAAGAAAUCAACAAAGAAAACUCACUUGAACUGGAAGUUGAGCUGGAUAAACUAAGGUCAGAGUUUCAGGAACAGAUUUCAGAAUUGGAAAACAAUGUACAUGAACAUGAAGCUGUUCAAGCCAAACUUAAUGAAAAAAUCACCAGUCUGUCAACAGAGAAGAGCAGAGAGGAAGAAAAGUUAUUUUCUCAAUUCCAACAGGAAAAAAAUGACAUCACAAAGAUACUCCAGGCUGAGUAUGAAGAGAAAUUGAAAAAGGAAAUGCUGGAAUGUAGAACAUCUCUGGAUGCUAAACACAAAGAAGAGACCAAGGCAAUGCAAAAAUUGCACAAUGAUGCACUGGACACUAUGAUAAAGGAUCAGAAAGAAUUGUUAACAAAGGAGAAGGAUGAUGAACUUGAAAAACUCUCUGAGCAAUUGAAUUCAGAAUUUGAAAAGUCAUACCAAGUAUUGAAAGAAACUAUUGAGGAAGAUCAUAAAAAAGCUUUGAUAGAUUUCAUGUCUCAAAGUGAACAAAAAUACAAGGAGGAAAAACUUCAUAAUGAAGGAAUAUUUGAAAAACAAAUUGAUGAACUUCAACAAAAGCUGAAUAUAUUUACAGAGAAAAAGUAUUACCAUAAGGAGUCACAGACAACUUGCAAGGAAAGCGCACAGCAAGAAGUCCAAACAGAUAUACUAGAUACAACCCAAACAGCGAUACAAACAGACCAGUGGCGAGGAGUAGAGGUCAAAACACAGACUGAAACUACGCUUGUGAUGCAACGGGAGGCUCAGACAAGCCUAUCUCUGACUAUUGGAAUGGAAGUAGAUACACAGACAGAAAUGGCAGCAGUUGUACAGCAAGAGGCCCAAACCAACUUAUCCAUGCAGGAUGGGAGAGAGAGAAACACCCAGACAGAUAACCCAGUGAUCGUUCAGCAAGAAAUACAAACAAUCCUUUGUAUGAAUGUAGAGGAAAUGGACACAGAAACACAGACUGAAAUUACAGAACAAAUCCCUCAAGGAAUACAAACAAGCUUGUCUCUGGAGAAAACUUGUGAGGUGUCAGAAAUGGAGACUCAGACAGACAGUAGACAAGUCAUACAGCAAGAGAUUCAGACAUCUUAUGAAGUAACAAACAAAGGAACAGAGCAAAAUGAAGAAAAGGUUAUUCAGGAGAAGGAGAUUCAAACCAAUGCAGGUGACAAUGAGACAGCUAUCAGCACUCAGGAACACAGAAACCAGAUGGCAUUUUUGGAAGUAAGACUUACAGCUGAAAAAGACAAGGCUCUGAUAGAAAUGAAGCAAAAGUGUGAAAGAGAUAUUUCAGAGAUAAUCAGCAAGCUGGAAAAAGAAAAGUCAGAUUCCCUGACUGCCAUCCAUAACAGUUUACAAGCUGAAAAACAGGUAGCCUUUAAUGCAGCUGUGAUAAAACUGGCUCAAGAGAAAGACAAAGUUAUAGAGAAUCUUAGAGCAAAGGAAAAAGACAUGCUAGAACAACAGUCUUCUGAUCAAGAAACUAUUCUGAAGCUGAAUGAAGAGAGAAGUAAAUUGGAAGACAUCAAAGCAAGAGCAAUGUCUCGUCUCACUGAUAAGGACAGGGAAUUCAGUGCUGCGAAGCGUCAGUUAGAAGAUGAGCUAGCCAUGAUACGUCAACAGCUCUCUCAGUAUCAGUCCCAACUACAAGUCAUGUCAGCUGUCUCAGUACCUUCAAUCAUGGGUAUCAGUCAGACAGAUGAAUUACCGCGGAUUGUAACAUUAGAAGAUAAUUUUCCUUAUCCACCAAAAGAGCCAAGAUUACCAGAGCUGAAGAACAAAACUGAAAAGAUUAUGGAACUACAACAGAAACUGAUGGAAAUGUCCAUGACCUCAAGUACUAGGAACAUUGCUGAAGACAAAGUAUCCAUAACUAGCUGUAAUGUUGGGGACUUGGCUCUCUUUUGUUUGGAUGACCGACAUGACCAGUACGUGGUGUUCACUAUAGGAAGUACUCUUCACUUUCUCCAUACCGACUGUCAAGAAAUCUUAGGUCUGAAACCCAAUCCCGGUGAAACUAAAAAGUCAUGGGUACUAGCAGAAAUUAUUGAGAAGGAGUACUGUCAGGCCAAGAAGCCACAGAACAGAUUCAAGGUACCUGUUGGGACCAAGUUCUACAGAGUGAAGGCCAAGCCAUGGAAACCUGAAAGUGGGGCAAGGGGAACAGCAGUGGCCAACACUUGAUGAGAGCAUAUCACAUAGAUAGUUUUUUAUUCGUUAUGGAGAGUGGGGCAAGAACAUAUGACAAAAGAUAGCUUAUUCUUCAGCCCAUGCCUGUUGGACAGUACAAUAAAAUGUAAACCAAAAUUCAUGUCUCAUUUUAGUCACUCCCAAUAUAAUUUACAAGCAGUAUCAAGAACAAAAAUGUAUACUCUGAAUACACAAACUUUAUUUCAUCAUUAAACUCCAUAAUACAUGUACAGAAUUUAGCCAUACAGCUUCUUGGAAUGUUACAAAAUAUAAUUUUUAAAGUUGUUUUUUGGUGGGGUUUUUUCAUCAGUACAUAUUCUGAAGUUAAUCAUUAUUUUCCCUGUGAAUAAAACUCUGUACUCAUGUAUACAAUAUCACAGUAUAGCUUGUACAUAUGUUUGCUUCUUGUGAAAUGGAUCAUUUUUGAAAUUAUAAAGCUAGUUUAAUUUUAAGCCACUUUAAUUCAUAAAACUAAUCAAAGUUUUAAGCCAAUCCAUGUUUCUUCCAUACAUACAAUAUACAGUGUAUAGUAUAUUACAUUUUUGUUGCAUUAUUCUGAACAGAAAACAAAGCAGACAUGAAUUUGUGAUAUAUAAAAUUUGCUAUGAUUGUGAUUUAAAAAUGACUGAUUUUCAUGCAAGACAAUACAGUGAAACUUCUCUAAACUGGCCGGCUCUCGGACUGGAAAAAACGGCCGGUUUGGAGGGAUGGCCGGUUAACCAAGAAUUUAGCAUUUUGAAAAAUUUCAUCUCAAUAUUCACAAAGUAGGUACUGUUCCCUUUCUUCUGGUGAUCUAUGAUCAAUUAUUGGCGGAGAUCAAAUUAGUCCACUUGUAUCUACAGGUAAUUAUACAUAUGUAAUUAACAAGAAAUAUUCUCAUUAAAAUCAUCUAAUUUUUGUUUUGACGUUUUUAAAAGUACAGUAGUAAAUAUGAAAUUUUAAUUUGCAUAUUUCUUAGGAAGGAAUUUUAAGUCUAUGGAAACCAAGAAAGUUAUCUUUUAAUAAUUAUCAUUAACAGUCAAUGAUUUGUUUUCUUUAUUAACUACUGCUUAUAUCCAUAUGAUGGAAUGGUGCAACAAUACGACAUUUGAUACUGUAUUCAUUCAGUAUGUUCCUAACCGUUUCAUACAUUUUGUGCAGUAUUUGGAAGGGUCACUUGGUUUAGCCUAGUGUCACUUAACACCCUUGAAAGCACAGGUAAACAAUAGAAAAUCCAGUGGAUGAUUUCCCACCAGGCAUGUUGGUCAGUCCAAUUGCACACCUGGCCGAUCUUGAUCACCUUCUGGUAAAAAUUUUCUUCUCUUCAAAAAGUGGCUGGUAUGAUAAGGGUAAAUUACACGUUUGUUAACAAAUGUUCUUUAAAAAGUGGCCGAUGUCCGGUUUUCAGGGGCCGACUUUAAGUUUUGUAAGACUUUCUUUGUAAGGAAAUGUUAAGAUUUCUGCCGGGACUUUAAAAAUCGGCCGAUAUUCAGGGAGAACCGGUUUUCUGAGGGGCCGGUUUGGAGAAGUUUCACUGUAUUGCAUAAUGUGUUGUUAUGGAAUAAAAAUAAAAUACAUG
Molecule: messenger RNA, 6775 nt
Organism: Ostrea edulis (European flat oyster)
Lineage: Eukaryota; Metazoa; Mollusca; Bivalvia; Ostreida; Ostreidae
Product: RB1-inducible coiled-coil protein 1-like
Exons: 26
Coding region: 310-5211 (1633 amino acids)
Biological process (GO): autophagosome assembly; positive regulation of protein phosphorylation; autophagy of peroxisome
Cellular component (GO): extrinsic component of membrane; phagophore assembly site membrane; Atg1/ULK1 kinase complex
Molecular function (GO): molecular adaptor activity; protein kinase binding
Source: RefSeq, a predicted model, not a curated record